AACCAGACACACCUUACUAUAUUCUCCAAACAACACAAUAAAACACAGAGAGAUAGAGAAACAGAGAGAGAGAGAAACCAGAAGAGAUGGAAAAUAGCUUAUACGAUGAACUAUUACAAGAAAUAUUCCAAAAACUUCCAUCUUCUUCUUUCUCUUCAAUCUCUCUUGUUUCAAAACGGUGGCUUCAUCUCUACCGUUCAUCAAAAACCUCUCUUUCUCUUCGUUUCAACAAUCAACACCUUUCUUCCUUCAUCUCUUUCCUCAAUCAACACCCUUCUCUCUCUUCUCUCUCUCUCAUCCUUCUCUCAUCAUCACCAUCAACAACACCUCUUCUUCUCUCUGUUAUUUCCUCUUCUAAGCUUCUCUCUCUCAAAUUCUUGGCUGCUCCUCUUCCUCUCUCUUCCAUCACUUCUCUCUCAAACUCUUGUACCAAGUUGACCUCUCUUUCUAUAACUCUCUCAAGACCAAUUUUUCUCAACUGGGUUUUGCUUUUUCCUUGCUUGAAACAUCUCUCAGUUGUUUUUUGUUCUUCUGAGGAGGUGAAUUUCCAAAAUUGUGUUUUUGAAAGUGAUGAUUUUGAUAAGGAAUUGGGUUUGGAAAGUCUUUGUUUUGAGAAUAUUCGCGGAGAUGAUUGGGGAAUUGGUUGGCUAUGGAAGAGAUGCAGAAACCUUAAGAAAUUGAAGCUUCUUAGUUGUCAAGGAAUUGGUGGUUCUUACUCUUGUUUUGUUCAAUGUUUGCAGGGUAUUCAACAAAUUGAGCUCAAGACUUGUAGAAGCGUGGUUGAUGGAGUUUUGUUGAACCUUGCACAACAUUGUAACUCAUUGGAAUCACUUUUGGUUCAUGAUGGUGGUAGCAGAGAGGGUUUGCUACAUUUCUUUUCAAAUUGUAGUUCUAAUAAUUUGCAUAAACUCGAUUUUCGUUUACCUAUGGACCUUGAAAACAAUCAUCUAUUUGCUAUUGCUAUGACUACAAAUUUUCGAGGCCUUUCGAGUAUUAGGCUUCAAAGUUGUUGUCUUGUAACUGGUGAAGGGCUUAAGGUUCUAAGUGUAGCAUUGAGUAAUGGUCUUGAAGAAUUGGCACUCAUAAACUGUGAUGUUGUUGAAAGGGAAAAAGGUUUGCUUGCUACUUUAGGGCAACAUUUGAGGCAAUUGAAGAAACUUGAUUUGUCUCAUAAUGAAAUGUUGUUUGAUAAGGAUUUUAUUUCAAUGUUGGUUUCAUGUAUUCAUUUGGUUGAUUUGAAGGUUAGAGGGUGUAAAGGGCUUACUAAUUUGGCAUUGGUUACCAUGGUUAGGAGUUGCAAGAGACUUGAAAAUGUUGAUGUUAUGCAUUGUUUGGGGAUAGAAUCUAUGGCUAUUGAACUCUUUGUUAAGAAUUGUUCACAUUUGAGAAGAUUGGAAGUUGAAGGAAGCAAACUCUCUGAUGCUACAAAAUUGUGGGCAUCGAAUAAAUUUAUUGAACUUGUUCUCUAAUAUAAAUGUCACACCAUGAGGUUAUAUUUGGAAUAAAUAUGUAUACAUCGCACUCACAAUUGCUGUAUAUUUACAUUUUCUGUAAUUUAUAUUUAAACAUGAAGUUAUGUUUGGUGAGUAUUCAAAUAAGUUAUGUACAUAAACAUUUAUCUGAUUAUUAAUGCAACUUGACGAGUGCGUA
This is a messenger RNA of Medicago truncatula (barrel medic), 1650 nucleotides long. RefSeq names its product F-box/LRR-repeat protein 2. The record is from RefSeq and is a predicted model, not a curated record. Gene Ontology annotation, biological process: SCF-dependent proteasomal ubiquitin-dependent protein catabolic process. The transcript has a single exon. NCBI's taxonomy places the organism in Eukaryota, Viridiplantae, Streptophyta, Magnoliopsida, Fabales, Fabaceae. Gene Ontology annotation, cellular component: SCF ubiquitin ligase complex. The coding region runs from base 87 to 1469 and encodes 460 amino acids. Gene Ontology annotation, molecular function: protein binding.